This is a messenger RNA of Endocarpon pusillum Z07020, 3957 nucleotides long. RefSeq lists its product as uncharacterized. Gene Ontology annotation, cellular component: membrane; intracellular membrane-bounded organelle. Gene Ontology annotation, molecular function: ABC-type transporter activity; ATP binding; lipid carrier activity. The coding region runs from base 1 to 3957 and encodes 1318 amino acids. Gene Ontology annotation, biological process: lipid transport; transmembrane transport. The transcript has 2 exons. NCBI's taxonomy places the organism in Eukaryota, Fungi, Ascomycota, Eurotiomycetes, Verrucariales, Verrucariaceae. The record is from RefSeq and is a predicted model, not a curated record.
AUGGCUCUCAUACCGCGACAAAUCGCGGCUUUGACCGUCAAAAAUCUUCUCAUCACUCUCGUUCGACAUUGGUUCUCUACUCCGUUUCGCGCAUUUUUACUACCUUGUAUUUUCAUUGCUUUCAUUUCAUACUCACGGAACCUCUUCAUUCCACCUUCGGUUUAUGGCAUCGGUGAGCCGACUCCGGUCCGGUCGUUAGGCGAUGCAUUGGAUCUGGUGUCAGGAGGAAGAGACAAGCUAGUCCUGGUCAACAGUGGAUUCACAGGAGGAGAUAUCGAGCAAGUCAUCAACGGCAUUGCCGAGCCGGCACGGCAGGCAGGGACGCAGGUUGAUAUCAUCGCCAAUGAAGGAGAUCUGGCCAACAUUUGUCGCAACUCCCUUCGAGGCACCUCCUCUUGCAUCGCCGCAGCAGUGUUCUACUCGUCACCAAACGAAGGGCAGGGUGAAAGAUGGAAUUACUCUAUCCGAGCAGACGGUGCUCUGGGGUCCAAGAUUGUGGUAGACUCCGACACGAACGAUGUUGAAAUAUAUGCACUACCUCUCCAGCACGCGAUUGACUUUACAAUCGCUGGCCUCAACACCUCAUCUGAUGUUACGCCGCUACCAAGUGAAGUGCAAAAAUAUCCUUACACGUCGGAGACAGCCGAGCAGAGGAGAGACAAUAUUCGGAUACGAUACAUGGGCGGAAUUAUAGACAUUUUGGCAGUGGCCAUCUUCAUUGGUAUGGUUGGCACGACUUAUCAGCUGACUGGCCUCAUUGCUGUGGAGCGUGAGAUUGGAAUGGCGCAACUACUAGAUUGCAUGAUGCCCAAUCGUGCUCGAUGGCAACCACAGAUGGUCCGGAUCAUCUCCAACCAUCUGGCUUUCGACAUCAUCUAUGCUCCAGGAUGGAUCAUCAUUGGCAUUAUUCUUUCUGCAGGGAUAUUCAGUAGGACGUCCGGAGCCAUUGUCGUCAUUUAUCAUAUUCUUUCUGGUCUGUCUUUAUGUUCCUUCUCGAUUCUUGGUGGCGCAUUCUUCCGUAAAGCUCAACUAAGUGGAAUCACCAUGGUGAUUGUCAGCUUACUUUUAGCUGUUGUCUCACAAGUGGCCUCCAAAGCUAGUACUGGCGCAGUGGCUAUAUUGUCGUUACUCUUCCCACCGAUGAACUACGUUUACUUCACGAUUUUGAUGGCUCGGUGGGAAAGACAGAACGUUGGAACCAAUAUGGUGAAGCCAGCUCCCGAAAAUCCAUGGACACUUCCUGGGAUUGCAUUGUGGAUCUUUCUCAUCGUUCAGAUCAUCGUCUUCCCGAUUCUGGGUGCGUUGGUGGAGCGGACCUUGUAUGGAACAGGAUCAAAGAGCAGAACUGUCUCCGAAUCGGCUGAAGCCCCUGAUGCAGUAAUACUCAAUUCCUUUUCCAAAGAGUUCCGACCAAGCUGGCUUCGCAAGCAUUUCGGAUUCAUGUUUGGCUCAAGAAGGGAUACUGUUCUUGCGGUCAACGACCUCAGCGUCUCGGCCAUCAGAGGCCAAAUCAUGGUGUUGCUGGGUGCAAAUGGUAGUGGCAAGUCGACCACUCUCGAUGCCAUUGCUGGGCUGACGAAGGUUACCUCUGGCUCUAUCCACCUCAACAUUGCUCAAGGUGCAGGUGGAUUUGGCCUGUGUCCUCAAAAGAAUGUCUUGUGGGAUGAUCUCACGGUACAAGAGCAUGUCUCGAUCUUUAACAAGAUUAAAUGCUUCGGGAAGCCCGACUCUAAGGCUGGUCUCAAAGCCCUCAUCUCGGCGUGCGACGUUGGGCAUAAACUCCAAUCUAGAACCAAAACAUUGUCUGGAGGUCAGAAGCGCAAGGUCCAGUUGGCCAUGAUGUUUACCGGUGGAUCCAGCGUUUGCGCCGUCGAUGAGGUUUCAAGUGGUCUGGAUCCAAUAUCUCGACGCAGAAUUUGGGACAUCUUACUGGCCGAGAGAGGCACCAGAUCCAUCAUUCUGACCACACAUUUCCUGGACGAAGCAGAUUUGCUGUCUGAUCAUAUCGCUAUACUCUCCAAAGGUUCUCUCAAAGUGGAGGGUACAGCAGUUGAACUAAAGCACAAGUUUGGUUCUGGCUACCGAGUUCAUGUCUACAACCUUCCAGAUGGAAGGCCGCUUCCGGAGUACCCUGGCAUACCUUCUGAAACGCAGUAUGACAAGAGAAUAUUCAUACUUCAGGACUCGGCUCAGGCCGCAGAAUUCGUGUCCCAGCUUGAGAACGAGGGGAUUAAGGAAUACCAAGUCAGCGGUCCGACCAUUGAGGACGUCUUCUUGAAGGUUGCAGAAGAAGUGAGGUCGGACUCUCCUGAGCCUUUGCGUGCAGGAUCCCCCACAAGCCAAGACGACAAGGAUGGUGCGGUCGUGGUCAAAGAGAAGUCCGUCGGGGCUCAUACUCAAGGAGCUCCCGAACUAGUCAGCGGAAAACGCAUUGGUAUGCCAAAGCAAGCUUGGGUGCUCUUCUGCAAACGCUUAACAGUUUUCCGACGCAAUCGUCUGCCAUAUAUUGCUGCACUCUUGAUCCCAGUUAUCGCCGCCGGACUUGUGACGUUGUUCCUCAAUAACUUCGAAUCAGCGGGUUGCUCUCCAACGGAAACGAUCACGGUGUCUGAUGUCUCUUCCCUUGUGUCUCAAGUUGAUUUCGACCUUGUUGUUGGCCCAAGAGAUCGCCUGUCGCCGUCCUCCUUGGAGAUGUUUGCCAGAACCCUCCCUGGUGGCGGAGGAGAAACCACUCCUGGCAACCUCACAGGCUUGAUGAAUUCCAUACAUAUGGUGGAUACACUUGCCGAAUUUAAUGACUAUAUCGACACGAGGUUUGCAAACGUUACUCCUGGUGGUUUCUUCUUGGGCGAUUCAUCCUCACCACCAACAUUCGCCUGGCGAGGAAAUAGAGACAUAUCAUUCGCAACCAUCACACAAAAUGCACUUGACGUCCUUCUUACCAACAUUUCGAUCAGCAGCCAGUAUCAGGCAUUUGACAUACCCAUCCCCGCUGACGUUGGCAAGGCUCUUCAGCUGAUCGUCUACUUCGGUCUCGCCAUGGCAGUCUACCCUUCAUUUUUCGCUCUCUAUCCAACGGUCGAGCGUCUACGUAAUGUCAGAGCUCUGCACUACAGCAACGGCGUACGCAGUCUGCCUCUUUGGCUGGCCUAUGUCUCCUUCGAUUUUAUCAUCGUGGUGGCCACCAGCGUCCUUGCGACAAUCAUAUUUCGAGCUGUCUCCAAUAUCUGGUACCACCUCGAAUACCUAUUUGUCGUCCUUUUCUUGUACGGUCUCGCAUCAACGCUGCUCUCGUAUGUCAUAUCCCUGUUUUCCAGAUCGCAAUUAGCUGCUUUUGCUUUCGCAGCAGGCAGUCAAGCAGUCAUGUUCUUGCUGUACUUCAUCGCGUAUAUGUCCAUACUCACGUACUCACCAACAGCCAAGAUCGAUUCACAUGUCACGAUUGCACAUUUCACGAUUGCCAUCAUAUCACCAGCUGCAAAUCUUACCAGGUCGCUCUUCAUCGCAUUGAAUGUGUUCUCCCUUGUUUGUCGAGACCGCGAAUUCGCUACCUAUCCGGGUGAGAUAACUUUGUACGGCGGUCCGAUCCUAUAUCUCAUCCUUCAAUCAUUCUUCCUGUUCGGUCUUCUCCUUUGGUGGGAUAGUGGCCCGCUGCUCCGCCGUCUUCGAAAACGAUUCCGUACUGUUGACGCCGAAGACAAAUCCACUGCUGAAGAAGAAGUGUCAAAGGAACUCACGCGUGUCACUUCAUCUCGAGACGGUCUGCGUGUCCUCAAUGUCACCAAGCAAUUCAAAUCGAACCUCGCUGUGGAUCACGUUACUUUUGGCGUUCCCCGUAGCGAGGUUUUUGCGCUCCUUGGCCCUAAUGGUGCUGGAAAGUCAACCAUCAUCUCUCUCAUUCGAGGAGACAUCCAGCCCAGUCGUCAGGGAGGAGACAUAUUUGUAGAAGAUGUCUAG